CGGGACGAUAAUUUACGGCAAUGUGUACAAGUUGAAUCGCGCUGAGGUCGAACGCAAAGGAGAAACCUUUUCCCCGGUGCUUUGUUGAUGUGCUUUUACGUGGAGGUAAAGCUUUGUUUCUGACAUGGCCAACCCUUUACGGGGUGAGGUUAUCAGGCUGUAUAAAAAUCUGCUGUAUGUCGGACGUGAAUACCCAAAGGGACCAGUUUAUUUCAGAGAGCGACUAAAGUCGGCUUUCAUGAAGAACAAGGAUGUGAGUGACCCUGAGAAGAUCAAGCAGCUGGUGGCUAAAGGAGAACAUGUCAUCAAGGAACUGGAGGCUCUUUAUUUCCUGAGGAAAUACAGAGCCAUGAAGAAGCGCUACUACGACCCAGAAAAAUAAUCCAAAAACAUUUAUCCUGACAGGACACACGGACAGGGGAAAGUGCAGUUUAUAAUUUCUAAUUUACCAUAUC
Nematolebias whitei (Rio pearlfish) is the source of this 455-nucleotide messenger RNA. RefSeq names its product LYR motif containing 5a (gene lyrm5a). Gene Ontology annotation, biological process: respiratory electron transport chain. Gene Ontology annotation, cellular component: mitochondrion. The record is from RefSeq and is a predicted model, not a curated record. NCBI's taxonomy places the organism in Eukaryota, Metazoa, Chordata, Actinopteri, Cyprinodontiformes, Rivulidae. The transcript is spliced from 3 exons. Bases 125 to 382 code for a protein of 85 amino acids.